AAAAGCCCCCACAUUAGAGUGAGAGCGGACUGUUUCACAUGGGCAGAGGGUGGAAGCGGAAGCAUUUGUUUUACUCUCGUUUUUCUCAAGAUCUCUGAUGGGGAUUUCCAGACUAUCUCAGGCAGAAUGAUUUCUUCGUGCUGUCCAGCUGGCAUCUAGAAACUUCACAAAGCGGUGCAACAGAGAAGAGCAAUAUGAAAAAGCCACGGGCCAGAAAUCUCCUCUCAGCUUUCUGUCUCCUUGCUAGCCUUUUUACCAUAGGUUUAUGUAGAAUAACUGGUCCGGUGGCAGAUAUUCCUAUAAGAAAAAACAGAACAACUUGUGUGAACAGCGACAUCAUUGGAAUUAUUGGAGAGGAAGUGAUGCUGCCCUGUCCCUGCGACUCAGAGAUGGAACCGGAUCAACUGUACCUCUACUGGCAAAUAAAGGAAACAGUGGUAGAUGCCUUCAUUAAAGGAAGCACACCCAGGUCGCACCAAAAUAUAAUGUAUCAGAACAGAACCAAGCUGUUCGUCAGAGAAAACAGAACCUGCUCUAUCCUUCUAUCCCAACUAUCUGUAAAGGAUGAAAAUAAAUAUCAAUGUCACUAUGGCAGACAGAAUAAGCAAAUGCUUCAGGUCGAUGUUUCUUUGCUUGUAGCUGCUAACUACACGUCUCCAGUGCUGCAAGCCCCAGGUGAACAGACUGGGGGGCGCUACACCUGCACUGCCACUGGAGGAUUCCCAGCAGCCACCAUUCACUGGCUCCUGGAUGAACAGCCCGCGCCCUGGAACCCGGAGACACAACAGGCUGUGGUGAAUAAGUCUACUGGUCGCUACAACGUCACCAGCACACUAGCUGCCAAUAUCUCCCAGUACUCCACUCUCACCUGCGUUGUAGAAAACAAGAGGCUGCAGGUCAAUCUUUCUCAAACAUUAAAUUCUCCCCAUAUUCAAGGUGACCUACAGAACCACACAGUCAUUCCUGCUGCAGUGUUAUCUUGCUGUGUUGUUAUUGCUGUGGUCUGUCUUGGAAUAACAAUGAUGAGAAGAUAUCUGGGAACUUCACGAAAGACCGUGCGUCACAAUGAUGCUGUGAUAUAAGGAAAGCAAUGAUGGAAACAGCAAUGUGUUGAAAAAAAAAGCUGUUUUGGAACUCAUCGUUUAGACUGUUCCUCAUGAGAGACAUCAGACAAUUGUGCAAUCCUGGAUACAGAAACCUUUGCCAACGAGUGCCUUUAUAACCCUUGUUUCCUAGUCUGUCAUAUCUGCUGUCCAUUGUCAGUGAAACGCACCAGCAACAGGGUGAUGCAAUGCUAUACAGCCAGACCCACUUACCACACUUCAAAGGGACGGAGCAUACAUUGUGACAAAAAGCAGAGUGACAUUAUCAGCAGAUCAUCAAUAACCUAACAAACCAAACCACCACGUACACAUUUAAACCAGUUUGAGUUCUCUUCAAUGUCCUCGUACCGCCUGUAUGUAUCCUGUUUGGAGUAGAAGCCACCAGAGAGUUGUGAUAGGCAUUCAAAACUGAGUUCCUGUUUUUAAGAAUCUUUAACAGCGUUGAUGGCUACGAAGAAAAUGUUAGUUUGUUUGACGGUUUAAAUGUUUUAGUUUCUGAGACUUCAUUUUAAUCUGCAAUAGUAAAAAACCCCACUGAACUCACAAUCUCCACGAGUCAAGCAGGGUGAUAUGUGACCACAAGGCUGUCAGUACGGUGUAUACAGAAUGUGUCAAAAUACAGGCCAGUGGAUGCAGGCAUGUUGAAGUGAUAUUGAGUGGGUGGAAAUCAAGUGUCUGACUGUUACAUUUUGUUUAUAUUAAGCGGAGUAUAACAUUAGCCCAUGUGAUACUAUCAGGUGCUUUUUUCACAUUCAGUCCCAUUAUAUUGUGGUAGGAACAUUUCAGUGUGAUGAUAAUAAGCUGGGAGUGAUAUUAACCGGAACGAUACUAAACGAGUUUGACUGUAUAAGAAAUGUCAUGAAUCUUCACCAGUCCUGUGAAGAACACACCAA
Molecule: messenger RNA, 1996 nt
Organism: Polyodon spathula (Mississippi paddlefish)
Lineage: Eukaryota; Metazoa; Chordata; Actinopteri; Acipenseriformes; Polyodontidae
Product: ICOS ligand-like
Exons: 7
Coding region: 195-1082 (295 amino acids)
Biological process (GO): cellular response to lipopolysaccharide; immune response; T cell costimulation
Cellular component (GO): external side of plasma membrane
Source: RefSeq, a predicted model, not a curated record